AUGGAAGAGGCUUUGAAGAGAGCCGACUAUGAAGAUUACGAAUCGAACAUCACCGACUGCACAUAUAUCGGUACCGAACAUGUGGAGGUGAAGAUCUACUUGAUCGGCGUCUUUGCAACAUUCAUUGCCAUUCUCUCUAUUAUAUUUAAUACAUUCUUUACUCUAGUAUUUCUACUGAAUCAAUCGAUAAGAAAAUCGUCAGUUUUUUAUUUUGGAAUAUUGGCUGUGAUUGAUACGGUCAUGGCAGUGAACUACAUUGCAGUAAUGUCAAUUCCGGUGUACAUGGACUACUACCACUUCUUGCCGAUCUAUCACCUUUUUCUCUCCUACUUUCGUCUUAUCCUCACAGAAAGCAACUGCGCAAUGUUUUCUUCAAUGCUCCUUAUUGUGUUGGCCACCACAGAACGUUUGCUGAGGACAUUUCACGGUGGAACAAUUCUGAAGGCACGAAAGUUCCUCGAAAAGAAUCGACCUACUGUUUGCGCAGUCUGCAUUCUCGUAGCAGUCGCGUAUAAAAUUUGCAACUAUUGGGAAAUCGACGUGCAAUGGAAGCCAACUUGCGAAGAAGGAUGGGGCCAGUACGAAAUCAUUCCGGGCCCACUCACUGCGUAUCAUAACUACCGCUUCUGGUGGAUGUUUAUCACACGCAAUGCACUUGAUCGCAUAUUGCCCUUUUUCGUGCUGGUCGCUAUGAACUACUUAAUUAUAAAGGCCUUGAAGAAGGAAUAUGUCCGGCAGAGUAUCGAAGCAAAGCCUUCAGUGGUGGACAAAAAACCGGGAUCGCGCGCUCAACGCGGCAAUUUGAGGGAUGCGACGAGAGCUCUAAUAAGCGUAGUUUCAAUGUACCUUAUGUCGCAGUCAUUACAGGUUGUGCUCACUUUCUGGGAGACAUUUGAUCGAGAAAGUCUCGAAGCAGAAGGGCUAAACGUGGUCUAUUCCUACCUGAACGACAUCGUCAGUAUACUCACACUGCUAUCAAGUUGCCUUCGAUUCCCCGUCUACUGCUCCUGUAAUCGGCUCAUCUCAUCCGCAUCUUCUAGCACUCUAGCACAACUCAAACACAUUUGCAUCAAGGAAAAGAAGACAACUCAACAGUACACUCCCAUUACGAGUUGUCACUGUCCAGUCCAAAAGGAAGGUGUCCGGACUUUUAUGUACAAUCCAAUGGAAACGGUGGGCCAAUCGGCACCUGAAAUCGCUAAAACCACAGGCGCAGUGUACGAUGAUGUUCUCAAAGAGUGGCAAUUAUGA
Necator americanus (New World hookworm) is the source of this 1251-nucleotide messenger RNA. RefSeq lists its product as uncharacterized. The record is from RefSeq and is a predicted model, not a curated record. Bases 1 to 1251 code for a protein of 416 amino acids. Gene Ontology annotation, cellular component: membrane. The transcript is spliced from 12 exons. Lineage: Eukaryota; Metazoa; Nematoda; Chromadorea; Rhabditida; Ancylostomatidae.